Messenger RNA from Athalia rosae (coleseed sawfly), 1398 nucleotides. RefSeq lists its product as uncharacterized. NCBI's taxonomy places the organism in Eukaryota, Metazoa, Arthropoda, Insecta, Hymenoptera, Athaliidae. The record is from RefSeq and is a predicted model, not a curated record. The transcript is spliced from 6 exons. Gene Ontology annotation, molecular function: protein binding. The coding region runs from base 79 to 996 and encodes 305 amino acids. Gene Ontology annotation, biological process: cytokine production; positive regulation of transcription by RNA polymerase II.
AUUAUUUCACGUUUAAGGUUGGAGAGAUUGAAGAGGGAAGAAAGAGACAGUGGUGCUUGAAUAAUCAAAUGUAACAAAAUGUCAUCUCUUGAGAGCUCUUCAGAUGACGAUUGUUACGUUAAUUCAGCAAGAGCCCUAAAAGCCAUGAAGAAAAAGAUUGUUGUUAGUGAUAGCCCGCCAGAUCGAGAAUCACCAGUCUCACAGGAAUACAUACCUCCUUCAUAUGAAUUUGCAGAAUCCCUGCUAAGCGAGUUGCCUCCAGUUCCAAAAACUACAAGAUCAAGAGAGAGAUUAAGAAGUAGGCGGAGAGCUGCACGUCAUGAAGAUUCAUUGAAUCCAGAAAUCAUCCCAGAACUUUAUGCCAAAAAUACUCCUAUUGAUACAAUUUGUCUAGUAGAUUCUGAUCAAGAAGAUAUCAAAAUAAUCACCAUUGAUGCUGAUAAAAAUAUAGUCAUCGAUGAUACUGAAGAUACAGCCAUUGAUGAUACGGAUAACUACGAAGUUACUAUAAAAAUCAACUGGCAAUCUACUAGACUUGAACGUGUAACUCUCAGAAGGUAUCAAGCGUUCUCAAAAGUUUUCGAUUACUUUUCCGCCAUGGCAAACAUUCCAAAGGAGAGAAUAUGGUUAGUCUUUCGUAAUCAUAUUACGAUACAACCGACAGAUACACCCGACUCCCUAGGUCUUAGUAUAGUAGACAUAAUAGAGGGUGGGAUAAUUGCCGGCAAUACUGAGCGAACAACAGCGAACACCAACGUGGAAAAAGAUAGCAUUAUUAUUAAAGUUCAAACUAACGAUCACAAGAAAACAUUGAACAUAUCUAUCAGAAAGUGUCAAAAAAUAAAAGUUUUGAUAAUGAAAUGUGCAGAACAGCUACAAAUUCCUGAAGACAAAAUAAAGUUUCAAUUUGAUGGCGAACCAGUGCACCCUAAUGAGACUCCAGAAGGGUUGGAGUUGGAAGGUGGUGAAUGCUUUGAUAUGCACACGAUACCAUGAAGUGAUGCCAGUAAAUAAUGUUCAUACUCUCCGAAUUUUCAAUGAAAUAGUUUUAUAAUAUUUAUCUGUAAACUUGUAUCAAUACUCGUUUCCAUGUUUAUGAAAAUUUAAAUUCGUGAUGGGUUCCAAGAAAAAAAAUAAUUCUAAAUUUGCAGUUCAAGUUUCUCAAAGUGGAACUGCUUCAUUUUACUAAUUGUUUAGUCCACUGAGGCCCUAAAAGUGAUGUGAAUUGUUUAUGAAAAUACUUUUAUACACAAAAUUGAUGAGGGACAUGACGCCUAUUUUGCCCAUCCAGUUACUGUAGAUCUUUAUUGGAAGACUUUCUUUAUUUUCUCCCAACUGUUUGGAAAUUCGAGCAUGUUGUCCAUCCUCAUUUGAUAAAAUAAAGUUACUCGCACAGAA